Messenger RNA from Cryptomeria japonica (Japanese cedar), 1116 nucleotides. Its product is annotated as F-box/kelch-repeat protein At5g15710. The transcript has a single exon. The coding region runs from base 1 to 1116 and encodes 371 amino acids. The record is from RefSeq and is a predicted model, not a curated record. Gene Ontology annotation, molecular function: protein binding. Lineage: Eukaryota; Viridiplantae; Streptophyta; Pinopsida; Cupressales; Cupressaceae.
AUGCAGGCCCCUGAAAAAGAAACUAUGGAUUCUCUGUGGAGUGAUCUUCCUAGAGAUAUUGUGGAAAUGGUACUGCUUUUCCUACCCUUGGCAAGCGCUAUGCAGUUUAAAAGCGUGUGCCAAGAGUGGAGGGAAUUUUUAGCCUCAAAUCGCUAUUACAGGAGAAGAUCCAAGGUGAAGCAGAAGGAGCCAUGGCUCUUUCUCUGCACAUCAGGGAUGUUUUCAUGUGCCUUCGAUUUUUCACUAAAACGCUGGCACAAGAUUCUCAAUCCUCCUAUCUAUAGACAAAGUAUUGUUAGCGCUAGCGGGAAUUUGGUUUGUCUGGGGAAUUUAGUGGCGGAUUGCAGAGCGUUAAGCAUCUGUGACCCGGUCAGAAAGUUAGUGAAAAAUCUGGCACCCAUGAAUAAGAUUCAGUUCAUACAUAAAGUUAGCUUGAAUCUUCACAAAGACGAGACGUAUAAGAUCGUGGUGGUGGGAGAGAACGACCGCGCUGUGAACAAUUUUGGAGGAUUACUGACAGAAGUUUAUGUUUCCGAGACCCAGAUUUGGAGAAUGUCAGGGGAAACAAUGGCUGAAGCCAAAUUUGGGCUGGAUGCAGGCGUUUGGAUAAACAAUCGAUUUUAUUGCAUUGUAGAGAUGCCCUAUGGCGUUGUUAUUUUCGACCAGAAAAGAGAUGCGUGGGAAGAGUUGGACGCUAAAAUGCCUGCAGAUUGUAAUGGAAUUUCCUCGCCUUGCCUUGUGGAAUGCAGGGGCCGUUUGUUAAUGGUUCUGAGGAACAGUAAUAGUAAAUUUCAGAUCUGGGAACUCGUGAAAAAGAGGGGUGGAUUAAAGGAAAAGGAGGACUAUGAAUGGGUUUUAUUGGAGGAAACGCCCGAGCAUAUUGAGCUACAAUUCAUGGAUGCUUUCAUGACAUCGUCUGCCAAAUCAGAGAGAUUAAUAUGUUGUGGAGUGGGGGAGUGGGUGUGCAUAAUGACUCAGCUCGGUCCGAGUGCGUUGGGUUUUGACAUGGUUAAGAAAAAGUGGGAAUGGAUAGGUAAAGACCCUGCUUUUCCACAAGGUCGCAAUUCCCAUCUCUACGCCUUUCCUCUUCACCCCAUAUCAUGCUGUCAAUUGUGA